Desarmillaria tabescens is the source of this 795-nucleotide messenger RNA. RefSeq names its product dienelactone hydrolase endo-1,3,1,4-beta-D-glucanase. The record is from RefSeq and is a predicted model, not a curated record. The transcript is spliced from 7 exons. Gene Ontology annotation, molecular function: hydrolase activity. The coding region runs from base 1 to 795 and encodes 264 amino acids. NCBI's taxonomy places the organism in Eukaryota, Fungi, Basidiomycota, Agaricomycetes, Agaricales, Physalacriaceae.
AUGAGCUGUCCGGACUGUUAUAAAGGCGCAGCCCUAUCUGGCGAACCCAAAGGAACGCUCUCGGACGUUAAUGGCGCAUACUUAGCUAGUGGUCCUACUGGCUCGUCCCACGCUGUGGUGCUACUAACCGAUAUCUUUGGUCUCGGCCCUCCCAAUCCCAAACUUCUGGCAGAUUUCUUCUCAGAGCAGCUGGGCUGCGACGUAUAUGUCCCCGACUUGUUCGAUGGAAAUCCACCCGUCAGGCCUGAACAGAUGAUGAUGCCAGAACGUGCAGGCCAAAGGCCCUCCCUGUGGGGGUGGAUAAAGAUUAUUUUGGUCGCAUUACCCACUCUUCCGGCUAUGUUCCGCAAUAGGCCUUCGGUUACCGAUCAGAGAGUUCGAAGUUUCAUGGAUAAACUCAAAUCGACUAAGAACUAUGACAAAAUCGGGGCCGUGGGGUACUGCUUUGGUGGAGCCACUGCCAUUAGGUUUGGCUCCACUGGGUUCUUCGAUACCCUUGUCAUCUGCCAUCCCGGAAGAUUUAGUAUCGAUGAGCUGAAAGCCAUCAAGGACCCCUCUUCGUGGGUAUGUGCUGAGGACGACAUGAUCGUUAGUCAUGACUUCCGAUUGAAGGCAGAGGCAACCAUGGCCGAGAGGAAGGACGGAGUUGCAUAUGAGUUCAGAGACUAUAAGGGCACAACCCACGGCUUUGCAGCACGCCCAAACAUUGACUAUCCUGAGGUGAAGGAGGCAUAUGAAGGCGCCUUGCAACAGACCGUGGAUUGGUUCAAGAAAACUUUAACUUCGAGCUCAUAA